GUUUUUGUAGUUUUUUAAAUAUUUGGUAGUGGAAUUGAAAGUGUUGUGUUUUUUUUUCUGUAAGAAAAUUCUAUUAAAAUUGAAUUCUUCAAUAUGAAAAUAUCGUUCAGUUUAUUAAUUGUUGUGGCAGUUUUAUCUGUAAAUAAAGCUGAUGACUUCGAUUAUCGUUAUCAAUCUAAGUGGUAUGAUGUUAAUGAUCAGUGCAGUUAUAAUCGUCAAUCACCCAUUGAAUUAAGUUCGGAAGAGGCUGUAUUCUCCACAGACAUACCCGCCCUACGAUUUCUAAACUACAAUCUAACUUACAAAGACGUUGUAGUGUCCAACAAUGGCCAUACUGCCAAUUUACAAUUGCCCAAGCCCGAUGGUUAUAUGGACAGUUUAUGGCAAAUAUACGAUAGAUUCUUGCCCACCAUCUCCGGUGGCUUGCUGUUGGAUGGCCGUUUCAUCACAGAGUCUGUGCACUUUCAUUGGGGCUCCAAGGAUACUCAUGGCUCUGAACAUGUCAUUGACAAUCAACGCUACUCCAUGGAAAUGCACAUAUUGCAUCGCAAUACAAAAUAUCAAACAGUUGAGGAGGCCAAAAAGCAUACAGAUGGUUUAGCUGUAUUGGCUGUUUUCUAUCAUGUUAAGCCAACUCAACUAACUGCCUUCAAGGGCUUGGAACAUAUUAUUGAUUCUCUGGUUGGCAUCAAGGAAUUCAGUCAUUCAUCACAAAUUGCAAACUUCACAUUGUCCGAACUGUUUGGUGACAUGUCUCCUUUGGAGUUUUAUACAUAUCAAGGCUCUUUGACCACACCACCCUGUUCACAGGCCGUUCAAUGGAUUGUUUUUCCACAAGUGAUUAAUAUUUCUCAUGCCCAAAUGAAACGUUUCCGUUCACUGUCCGACAGUCAUGGUGAGGUGCUCGAAAACAAUUAUCGCCAUUUACAGCCCAAGGGGGCGAGAAAAGUGUUUUAUCGGCAAAAGCACACUUUAAUUGAUGACGUCAUUAGUUCACCCAACUUUUGGUCGGUUGUGGAUAAAUUGAAACCAGAACCCUGGCAAAGUAGUAUAAUAAUGAAUGCUUUGUCCAACAAAAACAACAACAAUUAAUCAGUUGCAUACGACUUGGAUUUGUAAUACUGGUAUCUAUCAAAAAUUAUUUAGACUGAUUAGUAAAAAGGGGAAAAUAACAUAACUGCAGGCAGUCAAUAUGCUGGUCGUUUAAGUUUUAGUAAA
This is a messenger RNA of Calliphora vicina (urban bluebottle blowfly), 1218 nucleotides long. Its product is annotated as carbonic anhydrase 2-like. The record is from RefSeq and is a predicted model, not a curated record. Gene Ontology annotation, biological process: one-carbon metabolic process. Lineage: Eukaryota; Metazoa; Arthropoda; Insecta; Diptera; Calliphoridae. Gene Ontology annotation, cellular component: plasma membrane. Bases 94 to 1092 code for a protein of 332 amino acids. The transcript is spliced from 4 exons. Gene Ontology annotation, molecular function: zinc ion binding; carbonate dehydratase activity.